Messenger RNA from Gastrolobium bilobum, 2101 nucleotides. Its product is annotated as probable protein phosphatase 2C 4. The transcript is spliced from 4 exons. Gene Ontology annotation, biological process: protein dephosphorylation. The record is from RefSeq and is a predicted model, not a curated record. Bases 1 to 2019 code for a protein of 672 amino acids. Gene Ontology annotation, molecular function: protein serine/threonine phosphatase activity. NCBI's taxonomy places the organism in Eukaryota, Viridiplantae, Streptophyta, Magnoliopsida, Fabales, Fabaceae.
AUGGGUAACGGUUUACGGAAGCUAACGGUGUGCUUCACCGGCGGUAACCGGAAGCAGGACAUAACGGUUUUGAUAACGGAGCCACUCGACGAGGGACACGGGCACUCUUUCUGCUACGUUAGGCCCGACCCGACCCGUUUAUCUUCUUCGAAAGUUCACUCGGAGGAAACGACGACGUUCCGAACAAUCUCCGGCGCGUCCGUGAGUGCGAACACAUCCACUCCUCUCUCCACGGCGUUGGUGGAUUUGUACUCGUAUGGCUCCAUUGAUAGAGCUGCGGCUUUCGAGAGUUCAACCUCGUUCGCUUCGCUUCCUCUUCAACCAAUCCCAAGGAACCUCAUGAACUCGGGUCCCUUCUCGGGAAAUCUCGGUGGAAUUCCCGGGUCGGGUCCUAUGGAGCGAGGGUUCAUGUCGGGUCCGAUCGAGCGUGGAUUCAUGUCGGGUCCUAUCGAUCGCGGGUUGUUCUCGGGUCCGAUUGAAAAGGGUAGCUCCGAUCAGUUUCAGAGAAGCUUUUCUCAUGGGGGUUUCGCUUUGAGCCCCAGAACGAAGAAGGGUCGAUGGUUUCAGUUUCUUCAGAGGGCAAUUUCGAAGACCUUAUCGAUCAAAAGGGUUAAAGUUAAAGAUCUGGAAUGGAUUAUUGGGGCGGAGAAACAGCAUAACGAGAAUCUGACUGUGAGUAGCGUGAAUUUUGGCAGCGAUGGUAGCUUGGAAGAUGAUGAUUCCAUGGAAAGUCAGAAUCUUCAUUGGGCACAAGGGAAAGCAGGGGAGGACCGUGUUCAUGUCGUGGUAUCCGAUGAGCACGGUUGGGUUUUCGUGGGAAUCUAUGAUGGCUUCAAUGGUCCUGAUGCUCCUGAUUACCUCCUUUCGAAUCUUUACCCCGCCGUGCACAAAGAAUUGAAGGGGUUGUUGUGGGAUGAUGGGUCAAAUGAGAAUUUUGAAAUGCGAGAUUCGUUGUUGCCGAGCAGUGAUAGUGAGAAUGAUAGUGAUAGUGAUUUGAGGAAGAGAGGAGAUGCUUGUUCUCACUGUGUUGAGCCAGAGAAUCAUCCGUGCACAAGUGGGGCUGAUGCGAAUUUUGAUCCUAUUUUGAAGAGAAAGUAUCUAGAACUUGAUACAAGAUUAAAGGAGCAACUGAAUCGAUGUGUUGGGACCAGCGCAAUUAAUCACUCAGAAGUGUUGGAAGCACUUUCUCAGGCUCUGAGGAAAACAGAAGAGUCUUAUUUGGAUGUUGCGGAUAAGAUGGUCAUGGAAAACCCUGAGCUGGCGUUGAUGGGUUCAUGUGUUCUUGUAAUGUUGAUGAAAGGGGAGGAUGUUUACGUGUUGAAUGUAGGUGAUAGUAGAGCUGUGCUAGCUCAAAAGGCUGAGCCUGAUUAUUGGCUUGGGAAAAUAAGGCAGGACUUGGAGAGGAUCAAUGAAGAAACAAUGAAUGAUCUUGAAUCGUGGGAUGGUGAUGGGACAAACUUGGUUCCUAGUCUAAGUGCGUUUCAGCUAACCAAGGAUCAUAGUACUAACGUGGAAGAAGAAGUCCAGAGAAUAAGAAAAGAACACCCGGAUGAUGCUUGUGCAGUGGUAAAUGAUCGUGUUAAGGGUUCUCUGAAGGUUACCCGAGCAUUCGGUGCUGGAUUUCUCAAACAGCCUAAGUGGAACAAUGCACUUUUGAAGAUGUUUCGAAUAGAUUACAUGGGAACUUCUCCUUAUAUAAACUGCCUACCAUAUCUAAAGCACCAUAGAUUAGGCCCAAAGGACAAAUUUUUGAUUUUAUCCUCAGAUGGGCUCUACCAAUACUUGACAAACGAAGAAGCAGUAGCUAAAGUUGAGCUUUUCAUUAUGUUGCAACCUGAGGGAGACCCGGCUCAGCAUUUGGUUGAAGAAGUACUAUUUCGAGCCGCGAAGAAAGCUGGUUUGGACUUUCACGAGUUGCUUGAAAUUCCACAGGGUGAUAGACGUCGUUAUCAUGAUGAUGUUUCCAUCAUUGUUAUUUCUUUCGAGGGAAGGAUAUGGAGAUCCUGUGUACAAGUAUAGUGAACUAAAAAUUAUGUUACAUUUGAAAAAAAGUCAAAAAGGAAGGUGAGAGAUACACUGCCGAAGGGUUGGGCUAUAAUUU